CGCUCGCUCGUCGUGUCAACAACUCCACCCCCACUACUACGCCGCAAAGACUGCAGCUGUUGCCGCAAAGCAUUCAGCCAUGUCUCGCCCUACCCUCCUCCAGUCGCAGACGUCGGCGCUCCUCACCCUCCUCAACCUCAACCAGCAGCCAUCAGGCUCGGCAGCCCCGACACCUUCCUCGACACCCGGCCCCUUCCCUCGACCUGGCACGCCGUCGGCCACGUUUGACGAAGGAUCGCAGGGCCCCCUCGUCUGGAAGGUCCUCAUCCUGGAUGACUUGAGCAAGGACAUCUUCGCGACUACCCUCCGCGUCCAGGACCUGCGUGAGCAGGGAGUGACGCUGCACAUGCAGCUUCACUCCCAGCGUCCUCCGCUCUCCGAUGUCCCCGCCGUCUACUUCGUGUCCCCAACAUUGGCCAACAUUCGUCGCAUAGCAGAGGACCUCAACCCUCCACUCUACUCGUCCUACCACCUCUCGUUCACGUCGACGCUCCCCAGGCCGCUUCUUGAGGAGCUUGCGUCGCUGAUUCUCGCCAACGACCCCACUGGUCAGACUGGACAGCUCAUUAGCUCGGUCCACGACCAGUUCCUCGACUUUGUUGUUCCCUCCCCCAGCCUCUUCUCCCUCCUUCCUCGCCGCGAGAUCAAGAAUGAGGCCAAUGGGUCUGGUGGCAAGAAGUCGAACAAGGCGCCAGAGAAGGAGGUUGAUGGAAAGCCGAGCUAUGUCGUCCUCAAUGACCCCAAGGUCACGGAGGUGGAGAUCGAGGAGGAGGUUGAGCGCAUCGCCAAGGGCCUGUUCAGCGUGAUUGUCACCAUGGGUACCAUUCCUAUCAUUCGGUCUCCCCGUGGAAACGCUGCCGAGAUGGUUGCUCGCAAGCUCGACUCCAAGCUCCGCGAUCACAUCUCGUCUAGCUCGUCUCAGCGCGGCGGCAACAGCUUCGGGGCCGACAGCCUCCAGCGGCCUCUCCUUGUCAUUCUUGACCGCAACAUCGACCUCAUCCCCAUGCUGUCCCACUCGUGGACCUACCAGGCUCUUGUCCACGAUGUCCUCGACAUGAAGCUCAACCGCGUCACUGUCGAGUCGCCCGAGAACGGCCGUCUGCAGAAGAAGUCUUACGACAUUGACUCGAAGGACUUCUUCUGGGCCAAGAACGCCGGCAACCCCUUCCCUCAGGUCGCCGAGGACAUUGACACUGAGCUAAACCGCUACAAGGUUGACGCUGCUGAGAUUACUCGAUCAACUGGUGUCAGCGAUGUCAACGACGUGUCGCAGAUUGACUUCUCGUCCAACGCUGCCAACCUCAAGACUGCCAUCACUGCCCUCCCUGAACUUACCGCGAGGAAACACACCCUUGACACACACAUGAACAUCGCCACGGCUCUCCUCCAGUCUAUCAAGGAGCGCAGCUUGGACAACCUGUUCCAGCUCGAGGAGAAUGCCACUCGCCAGACCAAGGCGACCAUCAUCGACGCCCUCAAGGGCAAGACGGAUGAACCUGGACAGGUUGCGCACCCCACGGCCAAUGACCAACUCCGUCUGGCCAUUAUCUACUACCUCUCCGUUCCCGACAAUGCGAUGCCCAAGGAGGACCUUGCGGAGAUCACCAACCUCUUGAAAGAGCACGGCGCAGACAUUGCCGCGCUCGACUAUGUCAAGAAGGUUCGCGAGAUUACGCGCAUGACCAUGAUGGCCACCCAGCCCACUGUCGCCGCCCAGACGACACAAAGCACGGGCGGCGAGUGGACCAAGGGUUUCAGCGCCCUCGGCAACCGAAUUACUGACCGCUUGCGUGAAGGCGGUAUCACCGGUGUGGGACUGGACAACCUGAUUUCUGGUGUCAAGAGCUUCCUCCCCGCCAAGAAGGAGCUCACCAUCACUCAUCUCGUCGAGUCUUUGAUGGAGCCUUCUACGGCUGCCGCCCAGGCACUGCAGGACACGGACGACUACCUGUUGUUCGACCCACGGGCGACUCGUUCUCGCAACACUGCCCAGUCCGGACGCACACGUACACAGUUCCAGGAGAGUGUGGUGUUUGUUGUCGGUGGCGGCGGCUACGUCGAAUACUCCAACUUGCAGGAGUGGGCGUCGAGGAGUCAAAAGGAGGGUGGUGGUGGUGGCAAGCGCAUCACGUAUGGUAGCACGGAGAUUCUUAAUCCCGAGGCCUUCUUGAACGCUCUUGGGGAGCUGGGGACUGCUUAGAUAGAGGUUGGAGCGGAUGCAUCCAUGUAGACUAC
Messenger RNA from Vanrija pseudolonga, 2235 nucleotides. RefSeq names its product Protein sly1 (gene sly1). Gene Ontology annotation, cellular component: Golgi membrane; cytosol. Bases 80 to 2200 code for a protein of 706 amino acids. NCBI's taxonomy places the organism in Eukaryota, Fungi, Basidiomycota, Tremellomycetes, Trichosporonales, Trichosporonaceae. The transcript has 7 exons. The record is from RefSeq and is a predicted model, not a curated record. Gene Ontology annotation, molecular function: syntaxin binding. Gene Ontology annotation, biological process: intracellular protein transport; endoplasmic reticulum to Golgi vesicle-mediated transport.